AUGUCAAACAGCUAUAGGAAACAUUCAGAUCGAAACCCCAAAUCUAUAGGAGGAAACAAUACACGACAGAGGUCAAACGUACCAAUUCCUGAAAGAAAAGCUUUAGCGCAAUACAGAGUUGUUCAACGUGAUUUAGUGUAUGUGAUAGGAAUUCCGACAGAAAUUGCACAAGAGUCAGUACUAUCCAAGUAUGAGUACUUUGGGCAAUAUGGACCUAUCAAAAAGAUCGUUGUCAACUCAAAUCCACUUCAUAACCAAAAUUUUAAGCGCCCUACUGUUAGCGCAUACGUCACUUUUAUUAAUAUCUCAGAUGCUUUAGAGUGUAUCUAUAGCCUUGAAGAUUUUUCAUACAACGGGUACAAUAUCAAAGCUUCGUUAGGAACGAGCAAAUAUUGUACGAAUUUUUUAUGUAACCAACCUUGUACUAACCAUGACUGCAUGUAUUUGCAUCAGAUCGGCAAUCCAGACGAUUCCUUUACAACAGAUGAAAUCCAAGAGUUUACGGAGCGAUUUACUUCUAUCACGCGUCCAUCACGCCCUAGUGAUUAUAACAAGUAUAAGUUUCAGGAUGCAAAACCAACCGUAUUCCCACCGCGUAGAAUUUUAACAAAAACAACAGAUUUGACAGAUUCGACGCAAACACAACAUUCAUCACCACAACAGCAAUACAAUAACGCGGAAGAUGGCGAAUACUACUCAUUAGGGGAAGAAGAUCAAGAAACUAUACAGAAUAACGAAGAGGAAGAAUCUCGUCAGACAGAGAGUCUUUCUAAUAUAUUUAAAUAUCGCCCGCUUACAGUACCUCCUUUGUCGGCUGAUUAUACAGUCGGAAUGUCUUUAGAAAAGCAAUUGAAUCUCGGAACUUCUUCAGUUCGAAGCAUUCUUGAAAAAUUAGUAUAA
Molecule: messenger RNA, 900 nt
Organism: Trichomonas vaginalis G3
Lineage: Eukaryota; Parabasalia; Trichomonadida; Trichomonadidae
Product: nuclear-transcribed mRNA catabolic process, deadenylation-dependent decay
Exons: 1
Coding region: 1-900 (299 amino acids)
Biological process (GO): protein ubiquitination
Cellular component (GO): CCR4-NOT complex
Molecular function (GO): ubiquitin-protein transferase activity; RNA binding
Source: RefSeq, a predicted model, not a curated record